This is a messenger RNA of Aedes albopictus (Asian tiger mosquito), 11074 nucleotides long. RefSeq names its product protein bowel-like. The transcript has a single exon. Gene Ontology annotation, molecular function: DNA-binding transcription factor activity, RNA polymerase II-specific; RNA polymerase II transcription regulatory region sequence-specific DNA binding. NCBI's taxonomy places the organism in Eukaryota, Metazoa, Arthropoda, Insecta, Diptera, Culicidae. Gene Ontology annotation, biological process: embryo development; embryonic pattern specification; embryonic hindgut morphogenesis. The record is from RefSeq and is a predicted model, not a curated record. Gene Ontology annotation, cellular component: nucleus. Bases 1132 to 2592 code for a protein of 486 amino acids.
GGCCAACUAUGUAUUAAGCGGCUUUUGAUGACAUUGAUAAAUUUGUUUGCUUCCGCAGAUCUGGCUUUCUCAGUCUUUGCUGUGUGUUUUACUUUGCUCGACAUUUCGGCUCUUUUAUUGGGCCUUUUUCAAGGGGAUAGUUGUCAACCGUUCCUCGUUACAUUAAGGACAAACGUCAUUAAAUCCCGCUUCGAAAGUACAUCAGAACUUCAAACGCACAAAUCUCAAGAAGCAAGCGUCAAACAACAGUGUAUUUGAUUAUUCUGUUCUUGCUCACUUGUAAUAAACUUAAAAUAAGAAGAUCAGGUGUGCUGGUUUUGUUUACAAAGAGAUUUGUGCGCUCGAAAUCGUGAGUAGGUGCCAAAGUCGGCCAUUGUGGCGGCCAUUUUGGGAUUCUAACAAGUCUGUCCUUAAAUAUUACCGGAUUUUUGUGAGGGAGUUUCUUGUAUACAAUUUUGAAUACUAAUUUAAUAACUUUGGGUUACUGGAACACUAUAGCAAUUAUCAACGACCUGCACUACACUAGACGAUAGACUGAACAAUGGUCAACCAGUCAAAUUCCGGUAAUAUUCAAUGUAUAAUGAGAACGGUUAACCGAUUAACAGGCUUAAUAAGAGCCGAAACGUCGAAGCAAAGCAAAACAUACUGUUUUGAAAAGUCCAAGACUGAGAAAGCAGGAUCUUUGGAAGUUACAGAUUUCCAGUCGCACUCAUCCAGCACAAAUGCUUAAGAUGACUGAUAUACAGGACAACAACUUUGUUUGCAAUACACCAAAGAGCGCUGGAUUUUUUUUUUAAUUUCCAUAUAAUUUGUGAAGGUUUCUAAAAAGGUUGAAAUAUCAAAUCUUGCUUCGCUUCUGAUUCUAAUAGUAAAACACAACAGCAAAACGAACUUGCACCAUGAGCAACUGCAAGUUGCUGCUUCCACAAGGAAAGCUCACAAGAACCUUCGAUAAUUGGAACAAAAUAUUUUGCAUGUUAAAAGCAUGGUGGCAGGAAGAAAACAGAAGGAGGUAGAAAAGACUGAACUGAUUCCAUUACACGGGACGGUUGCUCGCUUCCAGGCAUCGUCGACCAUUCCCGCCGCCAACCAACUAACCAACCAACCGACCGACCGGGAGUGUGUGUACCUAUGUCAAAGAAAAAAAUCAACGACAACAACUGGUUGUUGUUGGUACAUCGUAAUUCGAUAUUUCUUACUAAGAGUUGUUUUCUUCUCCUUCUCCGCCUCUUUCAUUCCAGAUACAUCCACUCCAAGGAAAAGCCAUUCAAAUGUACCGAAUGCGGCAAGGGUUUCUGCCAGUCGCGAACGCUGGCCGUGCACAAGAUUCUGCACAUGGAGGAGUCGCCGCACAAAUGUCCGGUGUGCAAUCGAAGUUUCAAUCAGCGCUCGAACCUGAAAACGCAUCUGCUCACCCAUACGGACCACAAACCCUACGAGUGCAACUCCUGUGGAAAGGUAUUCCGAAGAAACUGCGACCUGAGGCGUCAUGCGCUAACGCAUACGGUUGGCGAUGUACCUUCGGAUUCGUUGGACGUCGGGGACGACGAUAACAACCUCAGCGGGGACGAAGAUGAAUCGGUGCUGGAAGUGGACUCGCCGGUUAACUCCCCUGCCGGUCGCAAUCGCUCCCCCUCUCCCGGGCUCGAUAUGCCAGUUUCAGCUGAGCUGGAUGACGACGACUAUCCCGACGAACAUGAAGACGAAAAUGACGAAGACGAAACAAUCAGCGUUGCAGGUCACGAACCUGAUCCAACACCAGUAGUGCAGUGCCAUCACGAGAGACCCAUAGGUUCUCGAAGCCCUUACACAAUGCGUCCCCAAUACGAUUACGGAAGCAGGUCAUCCACAUCGUCUCAGUCGUCUCAACACUCGCAAUCCAUCCAGAGUCCCAAUGGUGAAGACUUGACAACGAGUAGUGGUCCAGGACCUGUCCCACAACAACAUCCACAUGACAUGUUCAUUCCGAUGCUUCACGUCCGCAGAGACCUGCAUCACAAAGUUGGCCUGAUAGGGCGAGCAUCUGCAACCAUCACCAGUGGUCUCAUGGAGCCAGGAGGACCAUUCUUUGGCCACAUCCCCUUACGGAAACGAGCCAUGGGCCCCGAUGGUGAACCCUACCCCAUCAUGGGCCGACCCCUCCUGUCUUCCCACAUCUCACCUGCCAUGAUCAAUCAACGACCCAUGAUGAAACCUCCAGACGACCCCCACAAACCGUCCGACUCCCCGCACGAGCCCAUCCCCAUGAUUUCACCAUCCGUAUCUUCGUCGCCGUCCCUCUUGUCACCACACGUCAAUCUCCCGCCGCCCCCACCUCCGUCCCAGCACCCAAUCAAUCUCGUCAAUCUAUCGAACCUUCCACCACCCAUAGCUCAAUCCCCACCGAACCCAUCCGGUUGUUCAUCGCAGCCGUCGUCGUCCAGCUCCAGUCAAGCCCCACCUCCUCCUCCCCCAUCUGCCUCCGUUGCGACCCGACCGUCACAACAAUCUCCGGCUGCUCCACCCGGACUAGCAGCAGCAGCAGCAGCCGCACAACCGCCACCACCACCCCGUAAGACCGGCUUCAGCAUAGAGGAUAUCAUGCGCCGCUAGAAAGAAAGCUCCUCCGGCUCGGGACCGGACGGACAGGACGGGAUCCAACCGAGAUGCGAUCCGAUCCGAUCCGAUCAAUCAAUCAAACUACGGUUAAUUAAUGCUAAUGAAUUCUACAAAUGUACAAAAAAAAUACACCAGUGAGUGACGAUAACGACGUUAGUUUGGGUGAACUUGGGGGUGCUCGACCAGCAGAGGGGGGAACGAACGUGUAUAAGAAGAGUAGCAUCCUCGCUUUUUCCGCCACGUGGUGAUUUGCUAGGGAGAUUUGUUGAGUGUCCGGUGGAGGGAAUCCGUGUGAAGUGUGCCUUUCUGGUGAAAUUACUUACUGGAAAAUGAACAAUUCAAAAUACUUCAUAUGGGUCACUUGCGGUUUUUAGAGCCUGAAGCUUUUUACUUUUAUAAAAAAAUAUAAUAUUUUCAAAAUGUUUCUGGCUAAACUGGGCAGUCUUAAGCAGAUAACUACUGCAUUUUAUCCUGUUAUCUAAGUAAAAAAAAAAACAUUGCUAAUCAACGCUUCACAUUACGCUCGCAUUAUUGAUGGUUUCCGUUUCGCUCGUAUCCUGUUCGGGAUACCUACGACGGAAUCUCCUCCGGUGAAGUGUAACAACAACGACAACCAGAGAGGAUGAGUGUAGUUUCUCGGCAGUACGUAGAUGAACGCGAAAAAGAAAGGUAUACGACGACCUUAUCAACAACAAGGAUGGUAGUGGCUUGGCUUGGAUGGUAAUUAAGAUGAGUGGUUUCCACCCGUGUGACAGGCCGGGAUGACGCCGUGUAACUGUGAUUCAGUAAGGGAGGUCAUACAUAAAAACGUCGUUGGUGAGAGGGCUUAGAAGAACGAGACGAUUUUUGCACAUUUAAUAAAGGUCUUCAAGUUAAAUCUCACGAACACCUGUGCAACAACUAUUUACACAAGUUGAUUUCAUGGGUCGUUCAAAAAUUAUGUCCAGAUAGUAAAAGUAUUGGAAUUCGUCUAGCAAAAGGUAUUGCAGCCAAUGGUGGACUCUUAAUCAACAGAAAUCCCCGAGUUCUACGCCAACAGGCAAAGGAGAUAGUCAAGUGACACCGUAGUUUAGAGGAAUAAGGCGUGUCUGUCUAGUGAAUUGGGAGUCGUUUGUUCGAAUCCCACCGAGUGCACAAGUUGGAAGUUUUCCGUGUGAAGUUUUUUUUGUUUGGAUACCUAAAUCAGUUGCUGACCCCACGAUUGAUCCACUACUUUCUACAGAAGUUUCUUCUAAGAAUUAAGUUGAAGAUAUGAUGAAGCCACACUUGAAAUUUCCAAGAGCACAAAUCUUAAGAAUCGAAAGUCAGUUUGCGCUGAAAAGUUGAUCGAUUAGUCACCAUCAGCGAGUAACCAAUCGAUCAACUUUUCAGUGCAAAUCGACUUCCAGUUUUUCAUAUUUGUGCCCUUGAAAAAUCGGGGUGUGGAUUCGUCAUAUAUUCACCUUAAACAGAUGUCACUUUUUAAAUAUCACCUGGAGUGCUCGAGGAUUCCUUUAUAAGUUACACCAGCAAUUCGAAUUCCAUAAGGAAUUCAUUCUGCAUUUUAACUAAGCGAUCCUCUUGAAACUCCUUCAGGAACUUUCUUUCAAAUCUUAAUUAACGAAAUGUUUAACCCAAGGCCAAGGACCCACGUUUCACUGCUUUCCGAAGGGAAAACUCACAUCGAGAUUUUAUCGGAAGUGGGAUUCAAUCUAAGGUUCUCUGCGUGAUAGGCUUGCCUGUGAUCAUCGCACCAGGUCCGCUUCACUAGGAGUUCCUUACAAGAAUUACCAAGAUGUACCUUGUGAAAUUCCUGAAAAAGUUCCUCCUAAAGUUCCUCCAGAAAAGACAGAUUGCAUUGUCAUCAGCCAGAGGCUGCACAGACUGAAAAUUGCUAACACUAGACAACGGAUAAUACACAUAACACGCAAUUUUUUCAGUGGAGAACGUUCCGUUCAACGCGGAAAUCAAACCCGUACAUCAAGGUUUACAAAAUGUCAAGACGAUUGACGCCGCAGACCGCAUGGCACGAAGCCCACUUCAGAAGUGCUUACUUGAAAAAGAAGGUUCUACCACGAUGAAUUUCUCCCUGCAAGGAAAAACUCUGCAAGAUUGCCUACAGCGAGUGAUUCAAGAAUCUUUUCUAGAAAACUUCCAGGAGAUCCUUCUGAAAAUCUUCCACAAGUUUUACUAGGAAUCCUCCGGGACUUUCUUCUAGGAAUCCUCCAACAAUUCCCUCUGAGAAUUUUCUUGGAAUCUCUUCUGGAAACCCUUCAGUAAUUCUUAGUAGAACCUGGCAUUCAGUUUAGCAAUCUUUCUGAAGUUCUUUCCAGGCAUCCUCCAGAAGUUGCUUGUUUGAAUUAUCCUGGAGCUCGUUUCGGAAAUUCUUCAUAAGUUCCUUCCGGCCUUUUUUUUUUUGAGAAAAUUUUCCAGGAGUUUACUUCUUAGGAAUCCUCCAGAAGUUCGGGAUUCCUGCGGAAAUCCAUAAAUCGAACUCGUGAAUAAUUGCUCAGAACGAACUCUUGACGGUUCCCCAGGCGUAACUGUUGUAGAUAUCUCUAAAGGAACGAAUUCCAAAGAAAUCCCUAGAUAAAAUCUAUAAAGGAACAUAGAGGAAUCCGCAAAAAGCAUUCCUGUAGUAAUUCUCAGAUAGAAUUUAUAGUGUAAUCCUCGGAAGGAAUUCCUGUUGGAAUCCCCUGAAGUUGUAUUUGAAGGCAUUCUCAUCAGAGAAUCAUGAAGGAAUUGUCAGACUGCAUAGAGUAAUCAACGAAUGGAGUUACUGGAGGAAUCCCUAGGAGAAAUACCAAUGAAGAUGAACUAUGAAAAAUCAAAUCGCUCAGUUAUUCGGGGCGAUUGUUCUGUUAGAGUGUCGAAAAAUCGUCUUCAAUGCUACCAACACUCUGCUUAGCAUUCAAAUAUUUACGCAUGGAAUUUUAGAAAACUUGCAUGUUCUAGUUCUUACUGUACGAUAUCACGAAGCGUUUCUUUCGGAGCUUUCACCAGAAGUUGUAAGAGGACCUAAAUUCUUUCAAACAUUCGAAAUUUCUCCAGGAACUUUUUCGUACAGGAAAUGUGGAAUCCUAACAAACAUUCCUGUCAAAUUGGAAAGAAUUGCGUGUUGAAGAGAUCUUUUAUGAAGCGUAAGAGAGAUGCUGUCCUAUAUACCUGGAAAAAAUACCGGGUAACAUACACGAACUAGACAGAUACAUAUCAAAUGAUACGAAGUUCUAUAAUCGGAUUCACAGCUGUCAAACACAAAUGCAUCAGCUUGUUGAAUAUUGUCCAUGUGACAGCUGAGUCGACAGUGGCCAGUCAAUGCUAUGACUAGACAGAUUAGUUAGAUACUUCGCCAUCCCUGGAAAUGCCUCAGUAUAAUACAAUUUUGUUUGACGACAUGACUCCAAACUAUUCCAGUAUUGUUUGUGUUGAGUGGCAGCCCAGGCAUCAAUCUAUCGCUUUAUCCCACACUGCAAUACCGAAAUAGCUGGCUCAGGACCAAUGAAGUCAUGUGAUGCUCCAGUCCGAGCUAACUCAUCAGCCAAUUCACUUCCAGCGAUGGAAGAAAAAGCCAGGUACCCAUAUAAGAUAAACAGCGUUUGCUGAAUUCAGCUCUUCGAUUUGAGUUUGACAAGCGAUAACUAAAUUUGGCCUAGGGUUGGCCGAAGCAAGUGCUUUGAUAGCAGCCUGGCUAUCUGAACAAAAGGAUAUUACUUUGCCUAUUACAUGCUGCUGAAAUGCUGAAUACGCUCCGCACAUAAGAGUAAAGAUUUCGGCCUGAAAAACGGUGCAGUGUCUAGCAAGUGAGUAAGACUGAUACAUCCUUAGCUCACGAGAAUAGACACUAAUUAGCACCACCUCAACCUUCGAGAAGGGAGCCAUCGGCGUAACAUAUGAUACCGUCUGAGAUACUACUCCCCAGAUAACCAGAUGUCCACUCUUCCCGGGAAGGGAAUUUCAUGGAAAAUGUCCUAUAUGGAAAACUACAAACACUUUAUGGCACAAAUUUCCCAAAUGGAUGAGAACGUGCCUCUGGAGCCGGCCUACUGAUACAAACACUUUUAAGAUCACUUGGAGCAAGAGCAACUUUGUCCCAAUUCAUUAAAAGUGGAAACAACGAGGUGUGUGUUGAUCUGUGGUUCACAGGAGCUUCCUCUAGCUUCGAGCAGUGCCGUGGGAGUUGAAAGGAACGCUCCAGACAUCGCCAUUAAGCACAUCAUUUGGAGAUGGCCUAAUUUUGAUUGGAUCGUUCUCACUUCAUUCUUUUGCCACCACACAUGCCAAUAUUGGCCGAACAACGGUUGUGUAAAUCCAUUUGAUACACUUGGGUUUCAUUCCCCAAAUUGCACCAAAGGUUCGCCGGCAUUGCCCGAAAGUCAUACAAGCUUUUUUGAUUCUGAACUCAAUGCGAGAUGUCCAGGAAAGCUUGGAACCAAGAAUAACUUCGACGUACUUUACCUGUUCAGUCACAACGGUUUCAGAAUAAAAGAGACGCAAAGGUCGAACGCCAUUACGGUUUCGCCUUUCCGUGAAAAGACCAAUAGAUGUUUUACUCGGAUUGACCGAACGGCCAUAUUGGCGACACCACCCCUUAACUACCUAAAGGGCGCUUUGCAUCAGGUUGAAAAAGGUUAGUGAAUAAACUUCACUAGAUCUAAGAUUGCCUAGUGGUUAAGGCUUUGGAUCGUCAAUCUGGAGACGGCGGGUUCGAUUCCCGUUCCAGUCGGGAAAAUUUUCUCGACCCCGUGGGCAUAAUGUAUCAUUGUCCUUGCCCCACAAUAUACAAAUUCAUGCAAUGGCAGGCAAAGAAAGCCCUUCUAUGGAAGUGCUCUAAGAACACCAAGUUGAAGAGAGGCAGGCCAUUUCCAGUGGGAACGUAGAUCCAUAUAGAAGAAGAAUAAGAAGAUCUAAGAUUGUGUACAGGGUAUGUAAAACUGCGAACAAGUACAGUGUAUCAAACAAUUAUCCGUACAGCAUUUUUCUGGUCAAAAUAAUUUUCCAUUCAAAUAUUCAUAACAAACGCUGAAAUUUUGACCAAUCAUGAAUCCUAUAUUAUAGCUCCAUUGGUAAAAUUUUGAGCGAGAUCGAAUAAGCUUUCUAAAAGUUAUAGAACUUUUAGUAAAACUUAUAAGAAAGGUAUAGAACUUUUAGAAAAACUAAUAAGAUUUUUGAACACAUUUUCAAAACAUUACAUCUCAGUAUGUACUCGAUGAAACUUUUUCUAUUUUUUGUGUGUUACAGCUGAGACUUAAGGUUGUCAUAUGCAGCUACUUUUGAGGUUGUAUAUUCACUACCAAAAAUAUGAAAAAUGUGCGUAUGUAGUUGACGAUUUUUAAAAAUUUACCUUAUUCUGCUCAUACAUUUUGCCAAACGUUUUCCAGCAAUAAAAGUGCAUUAACUGAACGAAUAAUACAUAGGACCUACUCUUCAUAUGUAGUUUAGUAGGUCCUGUAUAAAAAUAUUAUAUUAGGAAAGUUUGAAAACGUUGAAAACACUUGGCACUUUUAUUGAUCAAAAUAUGAUAAAUUUUCAAAUGACACUCUGAACAUAUACAGAUUUUUCAUAUUUUUUGUAGUGGACAUAAAACCUUAAACGAAGCUGCAUAUGAAAGCCUUAGGUAUAAGCUGUAUCACAAAAAAAUGGAAAAAAGUUUCAUCGAGUACAUAUUGAGAUAUAAUGUUUCAAAAAUGUAUUCAAAAAUCUUAAAAGUUUUACUAAAAGUUCUAUAACUUUCAGAAAACUUAUUCGAUCUCGCUCCAAAUUUUACCAAUGGAGCUUUAAUAUAUGGUUCAUGCUUAGUCAAAAUUUCAGCGUUUUUGAUUGACGUAUAAAAAAGUUAUGAACAUUUGAAUAAAAAAAUAUUUUUUUCGAGCCGAAGCCAGAGAAUCAUAACUACAAGAAAAUACAUCAGGUUCAUCCGAAGAUGUAAUAUCCACACAUCCCGGGAAGUGUGUACUGAAUAAGCAUUCCAGAACUAGCUCAUCAGAGGAAGUGCAAUAGCCAUUUGGCAAACAAAAUUCUUUUACUCGGAAAUCCUUAGAUUUUGCAAGGAUUUUGGUUAUCCGACUGACUUCACUCAAACUGGAAAAAUUCAUACGAAGGCUUUUUCCAGCCGGAACGUUCAGCAGACCGGAGAGCUUUCCUGUAGGCCCUGGGAGCCGACCUCAAAGUCUCCGAUCCAGCCAAACGUUGUCUGUUCCAACUCUUAGAUUGUUUCGUCAGCUUCGCCAGAACAAAGUUCCACCUAGGGGUUCCUCUUGUGAUCUUCACAGACCGUAGAGGGCAAGCAUCUUCAAAAGCUUCCAUGAUGAUGGUCGUUGUAGUACAUAUACACGGCAUCAUCCAAAUCACUUGGAGUGUCAAUGGAUGGUGAGUAUCCGUGAUAUUUGGCCGCAACUAAAUCAGUAAAGAAAUACCAGUUGGUUGACCGAGGAUUUCUGAAACGCUAAGUUUGCGAAGUAGCAUUCACAUAUGAUAUGGUGAGCGUUAGCCAACAAUUAGCGGAAGGCCUUUUGAAGUGCAGUAAGCGGUGACUUGUUUGAAAGCAUCCGUAGGGGAUGAUUCAUCAUGCGAUAAAUAUACUAAGCAAUAGACUUAUUGCUUGUUGAAGUUUCCAACAGUAAUAUCAAUUGUAACGGCACAUACAUACAUCUCUAAGGUUAAUUCAGUGACUAGUGUGGCAACGAUUGUGUUGUUGACAAGCACACAAGCUCGAGGCAUGACACGCGAGUUUUCCAUUUCAUUUUUACUGAAAGUAGCAAACACCGGAUUCACAAGAUUUCCCAGGUUGAACAUCCCCUUAAUUGAGACUGCAUAUCUCAUCCAUAGUCAAGAACUUCAAGGGCCCAGGAAUACAGGCCUUCAGAUCAUCUCGCAUAUCCAGUGAUCAAUGGGGAGUUUAUGGUAAUGCUUCAUGCUCUGAUAAAUAAUUCGUCAACCAGUUCCGAAUACAUACAUACCUUGAAUAUAUUAUUUGUUUGAAAAAUACCUACUGUUCUCGAUUUUUUAUGAUCGUUUUUAUCAAAGUUCGACUAUGAGAGUAAGAAAUCCAAGAAUUCAUUAAGCAUCAUUAUUGACAUAGUCGAGCAUCUCCAAAACGAAAGUAAUUUUGCAUCAACGUAGCUCACCCGUCAAACCAUCUGUCCAAUCAUCAUCCAAUCUUCUCUAUAUCUCUCCACAAGACGGCGAAUCGGAAACAGAAGCUUCCAAACCGGUGUCAACUUGUCACUCAAAUUCACCAUUACUACUCGGACGGACCUGCUGGUCGCUUACAUACCCAGGCAACUGUCAAAUGUGCUUCCGAAUAUUGCGAAUGGACACCAAAACACCAAAGGAAAAUCAAACCAUCCACGCCAUGCCACGCCGCCGUGCCCGUCCAUUAUUCCACCCAGUUUGGUCUGCUGUGUUGUCUGUCUGCUUUUCAAGUUAUUAGAUUCACGGGAAAUUCAACACUUUCCGGCAUGGCUACGAUUACUUCGUCAUCGAGGGGGGGGGGGAUGUGGGGCAGCAGGAAAAGCACUCUUCAACACGUCCACCGUUCUUUCCCUGUAGCAGGAGAUAGAUACAAAAGAAGAAACUCCAAUUUAUAAAGCGACUGCUGCAGUAGUACUCAGUUAAGUUUUGAAAGAGUAAACAUGUUUUUUUAGGCAAAACCAGAUGCAAGAGUCGACACAAAGUGUUGGUGUAGUUUCGUAUUUUUUUUUCUUAUACAUAGUUACAAUUGUUAUUUUCCUGAAGCAACGAAGCAGUAAGCAUAGAACUGAGAACGAGAGUGUAAUUGAGGCGGACUGGCUUACUACAUAGUUUAUAAGAGAAACAGACGUGUGCGGCCGAACGAACCGGAGGAAUCGAAAUACGAUAGUUUUCUAGGGAUUAUGUCCUGCUCAAGGAGUAGCGCGUUUUCCGCUGUCCAUCCAGUUUCAAACGGCAAACAGAGCGACAAAGCUAAGAGGAAAUACAUGAUUAGUUUGUUUUUGCAGUUAGGGUUGACUAGAGCCCUGACGCAGUUGUACAAGUUGGACAGUGAAAGUGGAUCUGAAGAAGUGAAGCGCAAUGAAAGACAGUGUUAGUGAUAUACGUUAAGGUUUUGUAGGGUAUGAUAUGUGUCGAGCCAGGAAUACUUACAAGUUGGUUCCGGUAGUUGCUAGAUUUCAUGUUUCAUUCUCUGUUUGUUUUUAAGUUGUAGUAUUGUUUUCUCUAAGUUCCGUUCCAUAGAGUGUAUGGCAUCAUUUCAUGUACAUUUGCCAUCGUUAAUUUAACGCAGUAUACUUAACUAGGUUAUAACUCAACGCUAAGGAAAUCCUUAAGAAAGCCGAGUGGAAUCUCAGAUCAGCGUUAGGCCCGAUAAGUUAUUUGUGAUUCAUUAUAAGCGGUAUUAUUUCAUUCCACACGUCCAAACUGGAAUCUUUAGCAUAAGCAACCGAUUGUACUUCUCCUGCAUGGAAACCAAUUUGUCAAAUAAAAAUAAAGAGAACUAAAUUUAUUUUGAAUAUAAAAAUAA